Molecule: messenger RNA, 1681 nt
Organism: Epinephelus fuscoguttatus (brown-marbled grouper)
Lineage: Eukaryota; Metazoa; Chordata; Actinopteri; Perciformes; Serranidae
Gene: rtn4ip1
Product: reticulon 4 interacting protein 1
Exons: 9
Coding region: 273-1490 (405 amino acids)
Cellular component (GO): mitochondrion
Molecular function (GO): oxidoreductase activity
Source: RefSeq, a predicted model, not a curated record
CGGUCCAGGAAGUGGCAGGUUGAAGAAGAAGACGUUGAUUUGAAACGAUGAUAAACUCUGGAUUUAUUGCAUUUAUCGAAAUCGAUAGUUAGAUAUGUUUAUAUAAGGAGAAAGUGUUAAUGGUCAGAAUGUAGACGUAGCGUUUAAAGAACUUAAAUAAGUGAUUUACUGUCAUUUUGCCGUCCAGUUGGAUUCCUAACAGACAUUUAAAGAACUGCUAAUUUACAGUUGCAGUUUUAUUAGACAGUAUUUAAGCUUUUAGGGGUUUAAAGAUGAGUUCUGUGAGACACUUAGUGUACAGUAGGUGGUUGUUUCACCACAGUAAAUCUCUAAGUGUGAACUCAUCAGUGUGCAGGCAUGGCAGGCAGACAAGACUGUUCAGUACUACUAGAAGCUGCAGGACCGUUAUGCCUGCAUGGGUUAUUGAUAAAUACGGAAGCAAUGAUGUGUUGCGGUUCACCAAAAAUGCCAGUUUCCCCAUCAUCGACUACCCUAAUGAGGUUAUUGUUAAAGUGUUCGCAGCAGGACUGAACCCACUUGAUGUCAGCAUGAGAGGUGGCUACGGUGCUGCCACAAUGUCUGCGAGGAGAGACCCUCUGAAUAUCAAGCAGUCAGGCAGCGAGUUCCCUCUCAUCCUGGGAAGGGAUGUGUCUGGGGUCAUCAUGGAGUGUGGCCUGGAUGUGAAGUACUUCAGGGAGAGGGAUGAGGUGUGGGCAGCUAUUCCGCCAUGGAAGCAGGGCAGCUUGGCUGAAUUUGUGGUGCUGAGUGCCAAUGAGGUGUCCCACAAACCAAAGUCACUGAGUCACAUAGAGGCAGCAGCCAUUCCCUACGUGGCAACCACUGCUUGGUCGGCAUUGGUCAACACCGGUGGGCUCAGUAAGGACAACUGCGCCAAGAAGCGGGUUUUGAUCCUUGGAGGGUCCGGGGGAGUGGGAACUUUUGCGAUACAGAUGUUGAAGGCUUGGGGAGCCCAUGUGACUGUUACCUGCUCCCAGAAUGCAGAGCGGUUUGUAAGGGACCUGGGGGCAGACCAUGCGGUGGACUACACUGCCGGACCCGUCGAGGAGCCGCUCAGUGCUCUGGAGAAAUUUGACCUGAUCCUGGAUAACAUUGGAGGGGACACUGAGCGGUGGGCGCUGACUCUGCUUAAGCCUUGGAGUGGUGCCAAGUAUGUCACCCUCGUAACACCGUUCCUCCAGAACACCGACAGGCUGGGCAUCGCUGAUGGCAUGAUGAAGACUGCUGCAACAAUGGGCACCAAAGCCCUCAAGCACCUGGCCAAAGGGGUUCACUACCGCUGGGGAUUCUUUGCACCUAGUGGUCCAGCAUUGGAUGAAAUAAGGGAAAUGGUGGAUGCAGGACAGAUUCGGGCAGUGGUGGAGGAGACCUUCAGCUUCUCCCAGGUUCCUCAGGCCUUUGAGAAGGUGGAGAAAGGUCAUGCUCGCGGAAAGACAGUGGUCCAGAUCAGCAAAGGGGGAGAGGACUUAUAGCACUAACUCUUUACAUUUUCAGUGAACAAACUCAAACUGAUUUGAACGCAAAGUCUCAGCGUAUUGUUUCCAAAGCGGCAAACAAGGUACAAGAAUAAGUUUGUUUUGUCGCUAAAAUGUGUAUGUAAACACUACAGCUGCUGUUGUAUGCUUUACAGUGUUUGGCAGUUUUAUACUGGCUUGAAAAAUAA